AUGGAUCCUCCAUCGCCCUCUUCAUCCGAUGAUUCAAUCGAUCUCGAUGACGCUAUUCUUAGUACCGUUGCUUUGACGGUUACUACUAUGAUUCAAGCCGCGGAAGACGAGGAGGACGAGGAAGACCAACUCUCGCCUAGAAGAAGAACGGUUCUGGAACGUCAGCGUGAAGAGGCAUAUGCGCGAUUGGUCCGCCUUUACUUUGCCGAGCGACCCGUAUUUGGCGCGAGGGAUUUUAGGCGGCACUAUUGUAUGAGCAAGCGGCUAUUUUUGAAAAUUACAAAUGACUUGGAAGAAAGGUAUCCAUAUUUUCAACAAAGAAUGGAUGCUCGUGGAAAGUUGGGUUUCAUGCCGAUACACAAGACUACCUCCGCGCUUUGUCAAUUAGCAUAUAGGUGUAGCGUCGACUUGUUUGACGAGCAUUUGGAGAUGUCGGCUAGGACUUCCCGGGAGUCGCUAGUUUAUUUUUGUAAAGGUAUAAAUGAAUUGUAUGGACCGACAUACCUACGGAGACCUACAUCUAUGGAUCUUGAACGAAUGUACGAUGUGCAUGAGCAACUUCAUGGUUUCCCUAGUAUGAUCGGUAUUAUUGAUUGCAUGCACUGGCCAUGGGAGAUGUAUCCAACCGCAUGGCGCGGGUCCAACAAUGACAUCAACGUGUUUGAGGUAUCCCCAGUCUUGGAAGAAAUUAUAUCUUGCUUGGCACCUACAGAGGGUUUUCAUUCAAACAAAAACUACUACAAAGCCGGAUACUACUUGACAGAUGGCAUCUACCCUGAGUAUUCCACUUUUGUGAAGACUUUUAUUGACCCGAUUUAUGACAGGAGAAAAUACUUUAAGAAAAAACAAGAAUCAGCGCGAAAGGAUAUCGAGAGAGCAUUCGGGGUUCUUAAAAAGCGUUGGAAAGUUGUUAGUUUUUCCUCACGAUUCUGGGACAAGGAGAGGAUGCAUGACGUGAUAUAUACGUGUAUCAUUCUACACAACAUGAUAUUGGAGGAUGAAGAUAAAGCUUUUUGUCAAGACUUCAACGAUGAAGACCUGACACUAGACCCGGUGUAUUAG
Molecule: messenger RNA, 1062 nt
Organism: Erigeron canadensis
Lineage: Eukaryota; Viridiplantae; Streptophyta; Magnoliopsida; Asterales; Asteraceae
Exons: 4
Coding region: 1-1062 (353 amino acids)
Source: RefSeq, a predicted model, not a curated record